This is a messenger RNA of Cooperia oncophora, 1062 nucleotides long. The record is from the annotation of a GenBank genome assembly. NCBI's taxonomy places the organism in Eukaryota, Metazoa, Nematoda, Chromadorea, Rhabditida, Trichostrongylidae.
AUGGACAAAGCUCGUCGUAUGUCUGCAAUCAGCUCAGGAGUACUUCGUAUACUGUACCAACCACCCGAGGCACUGAAAAAUCGCGAAGAGAAUCGACUGCGGCGAGCCGACCAGGCUUGGCUGAAGCAAUCUCAAGCGCGACGUCAAAUGGGUGACAUUUAUGCAUUUGGUAUGGUGAUGUAUGAGAUCCUUUUCCGAGCGCUACCGUUCCCUAGCACAGCUGACAUUGACGAGAUUCUCGAUUACAUCCGUGACGGAAAGCGAACGUAUCGUCCGACAAUACAGGACAAAACGGAAAUCCAUCCUGACCUGACCGCACUGUUGCUCGACUGUUGGCAUGAGAACCCUGAACUUCGACCGUCAAUUCGACGAGUUCGACUCAAUACUGAGAAUUACUUGAAAGUGAGAGGCUCUCUUGUCGACCAAAUGAUGCGCAUGAUGGAGCAGUAUGCCAACAAUCUGGAGAAACUUGUCCAAGAACGUACUGGUAUGUUAGAGGAUGCGAAUGCACGAGCCGAUAAACUUCUUUCUCAACUUCUUCCAAAGUAUGUUGCAAAUGAACUGAAACUCGGCCGAUCGGUGCCUCCGAAAAUGUUCCAGUCAGCUACAGUUUUCUUCAGCGACAUUGUUGGUUUUACCACAAUAUGCGGGUCAUCUACACCUCUAGAAGUGGUCAACAUGUUGAAUGGAAUCUACACGAAAUUCGAUGAUAUCAUCAACAAACAUCAAUCGUACAAGGUGGAGACAAUCGGUGACGCGUACAUGGUUGUAUCCGGAAUUCCUGAAGAAAAUGGUACCAGACAUAUCAUGCACAUCUCCGACAUCGCUCUAGAGAUCAUGGAGGCGAACCGGAGAAGAUUCAAAUGUCAGAAAAUGCGCAUGACAUGCUUAGCCAAAUUCUAUCCAGAAUAUAAAACUGAGCUGAGAGGAACAGUUCAAGUGAAGGGCAAGGGAACGUGCAGCACGUACUGGCUAAUUGGUAGAGAUGGUAGAGAAACGCAUAGCAGCCCGAGAGAGGACGAGAGCCAGCGACGUGCAACUAUGGCAAGUCUUGGAAUGUAA